AUGGAGAAGGCAUUUUCAAACCUCGAAGAAAGUUUAAAAAACACGGAUGAUAAAAUUGAAUCAAUUACCUGGAGACUGGAGUCUUUUGAAAAAGAAUUUCCUUCUGGAGAAAAUCAGGAUUCAGUAAUGGAAUUAAUCCAAACAGUAUCAGAAAUAACAGAAGAUUACCUGAACCUCCGAAAAGAAAUGCAAGAAGUCCAGCAAAUUCAAAAAGAGUUGACUGAUUCUUUAAAAUCAAAAGUGUCUCAUGUUCAAAAGCAGUACAUGAUGCUGAAAGAGAGGGUGAUCCAGUCUCAAGCGUACAAGGACUCCAAGGAGCGAAAGUAA
Molecule: messenger RNA, 327 nt
Organism: Cotesia congregata
Lineage: Eukaryota; Metazoa; Arthropoda; Insecta; Hymenoptera; Braconidae
Source: the annotation of a GenBank genome assembly